Molecule: messenger RNA, 2269 nt
Organism: Haliotis rufescens (red abalone)
Lineage: Eukaryota; Metazoa; Mollusca; Gastropoda; Lepetellida; Haliotidae
Exons: 12
Coding region: 26-1402 (458 amino acids)
Biological process (GO): protein deubiquitination
Molecular function (GO): cysteine-type deubiquitinase activity
Source: RefSeq, a predicted model, not a curated record
GUCAGGUGUAUGUCCAUAUAAAGCGAUGUUUGGCUUUGAACCCCAUCGCUUGACAAGACUGUUGAAGGCUGGUGGUGAUGGUGUUGAAGACUGCGAGGUGGAAGAGGUUGAAGAACAGGAACAGAUGGAAGCUAGCAAUGAAGAUGUGACAGUAUCAAAAGAUGUGUGUGCACGCUUGAAAGAACUUAGGAAUAUCAGGAAAGACAUCUGCAACAAAUCGGAUAAAACUUCAAGAAAGAUGGUUGAGAAAGGCAUGAAGAGGAAACCUUUGGUUGACUAUGAAGUCGGCGAGAUUGUGCUAGUUCGCCACAAGGGUCUGGGAAAGGGCGUGAAAAGAGGUGGGAGAAAAAUAACUUCACCAAAAGCAAAGGAGGGAACUAUUCUCAAAAUCAACAGUAAAACCCAUACAUUUAACAUUAAAAUUGGAAAAGCUGUGUCUUGGCACAAAUUGGAGGACAUAACCUCAUUGACUCAAUCCAAGGAAGACAAGAGGUCUAAGAAAAGAGACAGGAGUCAAAGCCCUCGUCAAAGCCCUCGUCGAAGCCCUCGUCAAAGCCCUCGUCGAAGCCCUCGUCGAAGCCCUCGUCAAACCCCUCAUCAAACCCCUCGUCAAAGUGUAAAGAAGACAUUUACACCUGCCUUUACUUCAGAUGUGUGUUCAAGUGAAGCUGAAUUUAUCGAAAUUCUAGAAAAGCUGAAAAGAUUCAGCAGUUCCCGAGCUACACCAAAUAGUUUGGAAAAACUGGAAGAGAUGGCUGGCAAGAGAGGUUAUGCUGUUAGACAUAACUUAGGAGGUGGUGACUGCAUGUUUCUUGCACUCAGCCAACAGAUUUAUCAUCAGCUGGAUUUAGAGGUCAAUGCCCUUGAAGUCAGGGACAUGGUGGUUGACCAUCUGCAGAAAAACCCCCGAACGAUUGAUGGUACACAUCUGAGGAACUUUGUUCCGGAAAAAAAGGAGUGGAACACAUAUUUGGACGAGAUGCUGCAGAAAGGGACAUGGGGAGACAAUCUCAUGCUGAUGGGAGCGGCAGACGUCCUAGAAGUCACGAUUAAAGUCAUUAGCACAUGGUCAGAUGAGCCCAUAGUCAUCAAACCCAGGGAAAAAAAGGCCAGCCUCAGAACACUAUGUCUAGGUCAUCUGGCAGAGUUCCACUAUGUCAGCUUGGAAAAAAAAGACCAGAAGUGCAGAACUUGCCACCAAACGCUAAGUGUCUGCAGAUGUGCUGUAAGCAUUAAUGCUGACGCUUCUGACAAUGAUGACAGCUGUAGGUCACCCAGUCUAUCAAGUGGAGAUGAAUCAGACAAUGAUGGUUCCCCUCGAGUCACAGCUGAUUUCUUUGAAAACAAGAAACCAGAAGUUUGCUGUUACAUUAAGAGCCUUUUACAGGGAAGGUUCAGUUAAUAUACUCUAUAAAGUACAUGGCCAUGGAAAAUGAUCUGAAGUCCUAAACAUGCACAUCACAUCUAGCCAAAAUAAACCAAUUCAAUGUAUGUAUCCUUUCCUUUUAUAUAACACUGUUGUUGAUAUUCCUGUACAUCAGAUAUGAAUAUGGAAAUUAUUUAUUGAAAGUUAACAGUCACAUAUACACCAAUAUCACACAACAGAGUCAAUAUAAAAUGAAUGUGGCAUUCUUGAGGCACUUUUUUCUUUACAGUGAGGACAAAGAAGGACGUGGUGAGAGACACAACUGGUUUGUUACCAAGUAUCCCUACCAUGAAGUCAAGGCUGGAUUUGGGUCAGAUUUUGUGUCUGCUGAAAUGUAUGGGCACAUACUUCAGUGGCUGGGGCAAUCCUUGACACGCCGUCUAGUGAGGGAUAAACGUCGCCCUUACACUAAGUCAGUGACUCAGAUCUUUACUGUGCCGGAUGUUGAUGCAAAUCUCAGGGAACUUCCAAUGGAGUACACACAGGCUGCAUGGCACUACAUUCUGUAUGUGGCCAUUAAGGAAGUAAUCGUAUUCCUUGCCGAGAAACUGACAGGGAGAACCUACUCUUCAAUCAACCCAGAGUGUCAAAGGACAGAAUUGCAUCCAAAAGAGCUUUAAUUGCAUAAUUAUGAUGCUCUUUUGAAAGGGUUACUGUUUUAAUGAAUGCAGCCAACUCAUUGAUGCCUUGAUGUGGUUUGGUUGUUCGCUGUACCUUUCUUUCAUUCACAUAAGGACCAGUGAAGAUUCCAGGGUAGAAUAAGUCUUCAGCAACCCAUGCUUGCCGUAAAAGGCGACUAUGCUUGUCGUAAAAGGCGACUAACAGGAUCGGGUGGUCAGGCUC